AAUAAUUUUUUGGUUGUCCACAACUUUUGGGGUUUAGUUUCCAAACUGUUGUCAUGCAGGGAGUACGUAAGAGUUACUAGAAAGGGUCAUCAAGCCCCAAAAUUGAGCGGUGUUGUGAAAUUGUGUGUCCAUAAUGUGGUUGCUUAAAGGUUUGGCAAUGCUCGUACUGGUCCUCAUCGGCCUCAACGAUGCAUACAAAAUUCUGGCGAUUUUCCCGACUUUAGCAAAAUCUCACUACUUCGUGGGUUCAGCACUUGUACGUGAGUUAGCCGAGAAAGGGCAUGAAGUCACUAUGAUUUCUCCCUUCUCCACGAAACCGCCAGCAAAAAAUGUUAAUGAUAUUGUCACUACCCCUAGUUCAGAAUUGGUUAAUGGAUUCACGCCCAAUUUCUUCGAAAUGAAAAGUAUGUACAUAUUCCAAACGUUUCUUAUGUUAUACAAUUUGGGAGCGACUACAGUAAAUGCAACAUUACAAUCGAAGGGAGUCCAGGAGCUAAUGAACUCAAAGCAGAAAUUCGAUGUGAUUAUUUGCGAAGCAUUCGCAAUAGAAGCAUUUUUGGGUUUUAGCCAUCAUUUUCAUGCCCCAGUGGUAGCAGUCUCGACGUUUGGUGCUUCGGGGUUUACAACACGACUCGUAGGCUCUCCAAGCCCACCCUCCUACGUACCGAAUGCGUUUCUCCCUUACACAGAUAGAAUGACUUUAUUAGAACGAGUUCACAAUAUAAUAACCGAAACAAUAGAUCAUAUCCUAUACGAAUGGUAUCACAUACCCAUGCAAGAGAAGCUAUACGAUCAGUACUUCCCGGACCCAAAGCCAGACUUCCGUGAUAUAACAAAAAAUGUUUCGCUGGUGCUGCUGAAUACCCAUUUCAGUCUGGGAAGGCCAAGGCCGUAUGCUGUAAAUAUGAUUGAGGUGGGAGGGUUGCAAGUGAAUCGAAAACCCAAGCCUCUUCCAGCAGACAUCCAGGAUUUCCUUGAUUCAGCAAAAGAUGGCGCAAUAUACUUCUCAAUGGGAUCAAAUUUGAAAGGCGUUCACUUUCCAGUGGAAAAACGAAAUGCCAUAUUAGCAGUGUUCAGAACACUGAAACAAAAAAUAUUAUGGAAAUGGGAAGAUGAAUCUCUCCCGGGGAAACCCGACAAUGUUUUGAUCAAAUCCUGGUUUCCUCAAGAUGAUAUCUUGGCACACCCAAACAUUAAGCUUUUUAUUACACAUGGAGGCUUACUAAGUACUACCGAAUCAGUUUACCAUGGAGUUCCUAUUGUUGGAAUACCAGUUUUCGGCGAUCAACCCCUCAAUAUGGCACUUGCCGAGAAGGCGGGAUUUGGAAAAAAAGUUGACCUGGAACAUCUCGACGAAGAGCAUUUCAUGGCGGCUGUCAAUGAAGUUUUAACGAAUAUAAAAUAUGCUGAUCACAUGAAAAAAAUAUCAGAUCGUUACCGAAAUCAACCACAAACGCCACUGGAGACUGCAGUAUUUUGGGUGGAGUACGUGGCCAGACAUAAUGGAGCACCACAUAUGAAGUCAGCUGGACAAGAGUUGUCCUUCAUUCAAUAUCAUAAUAUAGACGCAUUAGCGAUUAUUUUCGCAAUCAUUGCAAUAAUUAUGUACGCUCUCAAAAGCGCAUUUUCAGCAUUAAGUUCUUUAGUGUGUGAUCGAAAGGAACGAUACGGACCAGAAAAGAAACAUAAAUAACGAUAAACUAGUGAUGCUCAUAUAAAAGUAAUGAAGUAAGGGUAGUUCUUGAGUUGAUGAAGAUGAAAACAGAUAAAAAUAAAUGAAAUAUGGAUAUAGCUUUAAUUCCUUGUAUUUGAAUUUGAAUAAACUUUAAUAGCAAAUAAAUUGUUGAUUCAAGAAUUUAAGUAAAACAAUUGUUUAACUUCACUAUACUGGUAAUUACAUUACUCAGAAGCAUCGUCAGUUGAAAACUAAUUUACAUUUAUCAACACUUAUAAACUGACUUGUAAUUUUUGGUAAUAAAAUGAUAUAAACACCCUAGA
Messenger RNA from Hermetia illucens (black soldier fly), 1998 nucleotides. RefSeq names its product UDP-glycosyltransferase UGT5-like. The record is from RefSeq and is a predicted model, not a curated record. Gene Ontology annotation, molecular function: UDP-glycosyltransferase activity. Lineage: Eukaryota; Metazoa; Arthropoda; Insecta; Diptera; Stratiomyidae.